AUUUUAAAUCCAGUCAAGGACCAUCCCUACUUUAACUGUUUUUUCCGCACAACGAAGAAGAAGAGGAACACAACUCGGAGAAAUUAUAAAGAAGAUAACUCGAGCUCUGUCUAAGACAGUUCAGUUUAAACCACAACAACAACAACACAAAGUAUUAAGUGAAAAAGUGAUUAAUGUGUUAAAUAAUUUAAAAUGAUUUUAAGAAAGAUUAUAUUGUUUAUCUCCUUUUUUAUCUUCAUUUCGUGCGAAGAGCAAGAAGAUCUCCAAAUAGCUGAAGCAAAUGGUAAAUUAGAAAUAAUUAAACAAAUUAAAAAAGUAAACGAUGAUGGUUCAUACACAAUAGGAUAUGAAGCCGAUGAUGGUUCUUUUAAAAUCGAAAGCCGCGAUGUUUUGGGAAAUGUAAAAGGAACUUAUGGUUACAUCGAUGAAAACGGUGAUAUUAAAAGAGUUUCGUACACUUCAAAUAACAGUAGCGAAUUAAAAACCGAAUCUUCGGUGGUGCAAAGAAUCCCAAAGUUGAAUAAAACAACGACGAGAAGACCAGUUUAUGUUCCAACGAUUCCUCCAACGACUUCUUCAAGUCAAAAUAUCGCAAAAAGAAGAGUUACAACGACAACUACAACAACAACGGAGUCUCCUAAAGUUAAUGAUUUCAUUAAAUCGGCUGUUGAGGCUUCGAAAAAUAUAAAAUAUGAGAAUCAAUAUCCAAGGAUUUUAUUGCAACGACCUAUUUUAAGCCAAAAAUCUUCUGAAGGACAAAUUGUUAGGCCAGAUACGAAUAUCCCCCCAACGGAACCUCCAAUUUAUCCCCCAACUUUAUUAGAUAAAGAAAAAACAAUUUCAAAUGAAGAGGGGAAAAUAAUAGAUGAAAAUUUAAAAAAUAAUCUUCGAAGGCAACUCCAACCAUCAAACUCUUUUAAUCCAAAAGACCACGUUAUGGAGUUCCAACAAAAUCGUGGUGGCGAUAUGAUCGAUGUUUAUACUUCAUCUUUAACAACGGGGAGUCCCCAAAGACCUUUAUUUACAACCACAUCGAGACCCAAAUAUAUUUCAUCAACAAUUACCCCACUUCAAGGGAUUAAAUAUCAAUAUCAACCAGAAAUAACCACAACACCAACCCCUCAAAUUCAAAUUCCUUCAACGAAAGAAGAAACUUUAGUUGCGAUAACUCAACCUGAUGGAAGAACAAUUUUAGUUCCUUUAAGGGAAAUCCCCGAAAUUGAAUCCGAUAAUUUUUACAUAAAAAGAUACCAACCGAUUCAACGAAACCCCCCAGAACAACAAAAAUUUCGAGCAAUCCCCGUAAGAGUCGACGAAAACGGCUACAUAAGAGAAAUGCAACCACAAUAUCACCGUAAUUACGAAAAAAUCAACGAUAUCGAUGAUUACAUCAACAACGAAGAAGUUAUUAACUCGAUAAAACCCCCGGUGAGCACGAGGGAUUUUCAAAAAUUACUGGAACAAUUAAUUUUAAGACAAAGUCGAUUAGAACAGAUUAGCUUUUUGAGUCGGAAGUACCGAAAUAUGUUCGGGCAAAAAACACGUCCCGUUUAUAAAACGAAUUAUAAUCAAAAUUUAGAUUACGGUUAUAAUAAUUACGUCACAUCCGAAUCUUCUUAUACCCCCACGCGAAGAGUUGCAAGAUUAUUAACACCGCAACAACAAAAAGAUGAAGAAUCCGAUUACUUACCGGCGGAUGUUCGCGAGAUGUUGUUGUUGAGAAUGUUGCAAUUGGCGAUUAAUCCUGGUUUGCCGUUAAACGUUCCUGAUAACUUGGUCGAUUCAACCACUUCAGUACCAAAAUUGAGAAAAUCGGGGGUGAGGAAUGUUGAGAUUUUAGGCGAAGAGGAUGAUUCGAAGAUAUCUGGAAGAUAAAUGUUUAGGAUUAAUGUUAAAUAUUAAAUACAAAGUCAU
This is a messenger RNA of Onthophagus taurus, 1914 nucleotides long. RefSeq lists its product as uncharacterized. Gene Ontology annotation, cellular component: chitin-based extracellular matrix. Gene Ontology annotation, molecular function: structural constituent of chitin-based larval cuticle. The record is from RefSeq and is a predicted model, not a curated record. NCBI's taxonomy places the organism in Eukaryota, Metazoa, Arthropoda, Insecta, Coleoptera, Scarabaeidae.